GGGGCGGCCACGUGAGCGGCUGCGCAGGGCGCCAGCCUCGCCACAACCCCGCCCCCGCCGGAGCUCUGCUUUUCCGUACCGGUGCCUGCAGGCCCCACGCCACAGCUGCUCCGUCUUGGUGGAUGGUCGCCUACCUUCGUACCCCUGACACGCUCGCCAUCGCCCCAUAGUCUUCCAGUGUCCCCGUGAGCUCCUUGCGCCCCAGGAUCGUUCCGGCAGUCCCCGUGCCUUGCAAUCGCCCCAUCCGAUCGCCCAGUCCACCCAGAGCGACCCCACUGCCUCUCCCGAGUGCCUCCCCGCACUCCCCGUCCUCAGCUCCCCGGCACUCGCGGCGGGGGCGGUGGCGGGUGCCUCCGCCCUGCAACCUGGAGCACCGGGCUAGGAGCCUCUGCCACCUUUUCUGGAUCCUCGUGGCUGUGGGCAGCGGCCGCCGCCCCUAUCCGCCCGAGGGAGGGCCUGCCCCGCAGCAUUUGCCCAGGAACCCUGGCUGUACCGCCCACCGCUGGUGCACAACAGGCACUGUGGGAGCAUGGCAGAUGAAGACCUCAUCUUCCCCCUGGAAGGCGUUGAUGGUGGCCAGACCGCCGGGGCCAGCCACGAGGGGGACUCUGAGGCAGACAGUGACGAAGAUGAAGGUUACUUCAUCUGUCCCAUCACAGAUGACCCCAGGGCACACCAGAAUGGCAACUCCAAGGUUAAUAACUACUACAGCAGCCUGACAAAAAAUGAGCGGUAUGGCUUCAGUGCAUCCCCGGUGAGCUCCUUCAGUUUUAAGGAAGCUUGGAAGCAUGCAAUUGAGAAGGCCAAGCACAUGCCUGACCCCUGGGCUGAGUUCCACCUGGAGGACAUUACCACUGAAUGUGCCACACGUCACAGGUACAAUGCUGUCACCAGGCAGUGGCUGGAGGAUGAAGUUCUGAUCAAGAUGGCGUCUCAGCCCUUUGGCCGUGGAGCAAUGAGGGAGUGCUUCAGGACGAAGAAGCUGUCCAACUUCCUGCACACCCCGCAGUGGAAGGGGGCCUCCAACUACGUGGCAAAGCGCUACAUUGAGUCAAUGGACAGGGACGUGUACUUUGAGGAUGUGCGUCUACAGAUGGAGGCCAAGCUCUGGGGAGAGGAGUAUAAUCGGCACAAGCCCCCCAAACAGGUGGACAUCAUGCAGAUGUGUGUCAUGGAGCUGAAGGAGAGGCCAGGCAAGCCCCUCUUCCACCUGGAGCACUACAUCGAGGGCAAUUAUAUCAAGUACAACUCCAACUCAGGCUUUGUUCGUGAUGACAACAUGCGCCUGACGCCACAGGCCUUCAGCCACUUCACAUUUGAGCGUUCCGGUCAUCAGCUGAUUGUGGUGGACAUCCAGGGUGUGGGCGACCUCUAUACUGACCCACAGAUCCACACUGUGAAGGGCACUGACUUUGGAGAUGGCAACCUAGGUGUCCGGGGCAUGGCCCUCUUCUUUUACUCCCACGCCUGCAACCGGAUUUGCAAGAGCAUGGGCCUCGCUCCUUUCGACCUCUCUCCAAGAGAGCAGGACACAGUGAAUCAGAACACCAAGCUGCUGCAAUCAGCCAAGACCAUCUUGAGGGGGGCAGAAGAAAAGUGUGGGAGCCCCAGAGUAAGGACCCUCUCUGGGAGCCGGCCACUCCUGCUCCUCCACCUUUCAGAGAACUCUGGAGACGAGAACAUGAAUGACACGACAUUCGACUCUCUCUCUUCCUCCCCAUCUUCAGCCACGCCACACAGCCAGAAACCGGACCAUCUCCACUGGCCUGUGUUCAGUGACCUCGAUAACAUGGCUCCCCAAUAUCAUGACCAUCUGGACAACCACCGGGAUUCUGAGAACAGUGGGGAUAGUGGAUUCCCCAGUGAAAAGCGGGGUGAGCUGGAUGACCCAGAGCCCCGAGAACAUGGCCACUCAAACAGUAACCGGAGGUACGAGUCGGACGAAGACAGCCUGGGAAGCUCUGGGCAGGUCUGUGUAGAGAAGUGGAAUCUCCUCAACUCCUCCCGCCUCCCCCUGCCAAGGCCUUCGGCUGUGGCCCUGGAAAUGCAAAGGCUUAAUGCUCUGGACCUUGAAAAGAAAAUUGGGAAGUCCAUUUUGGGGAAGGUCCAUCUGGCCAUGGUGCGCUACCAUGAGGGUGGGCGUUUCUGUGAGAAGGAUGAAGACUGGGACCGCGAGUCAGCCGUCUUCCACUUGGAGCGUGCAGCUGACCUGGGCGAGCUGGAGGCCAUCGUGGGCCUGGGACUCAUGUACUCGCAGCUGCCCCACCACAUCCUGGGUGAUGUCUCUCUGAAGGACACGGAAGAAAAUAAAACCAAAGGAUUUGAUUACUUACUGAAGGCAGCUGAAGCUGGCGACAGACAGUCCAUGAUCCGGGUGGCACGAGCUUUUGACACCGGCCAGAACCUCAGCCCAGACAGGUCCCAAGACUGGCCAGAAGCUCUGCACUGGUACAACACUGCCCUGGACACAACGGACUGUGAUGAAGGCGGUGAAUAUGAUGGGAUGCAAGACGAGCCCCGUUACAUGCUGCUGGCCAGGGAGGCUGAGAUGCUGUCCGAGGGCGGCUUCGGGCUGGAGAAGGACCCACAGAAAUCAGGUGACUUGUACACCCAGGCGGCAGAGGCAGCAAUGGAAGCCAUGAAGGGCCGGCUGGCCAACCAGUACUACGAGAAGGCGGAGGAGGCCUGGGCCCAGAUGGAAGAGUGACGAGCCAGAAAAUUCCUGUCUCUGUGGGCCAGUCCCAAGCAAAGGGAUAGCACGGGAAAAGAUUGACUGACUUAGGGGUUGGGAGUUGUUUUGGAGGAAUGGGCAAGUAGUUUUAGUGUGUUGUAAAUCAACUUUUGUAUGUCAUUUUUUGACUUUUGAAAAUGUCUUUGCUAUCAGCAGAGACACUAUAGCUAUACCCUAGGGCAGGAUCUUGGGGCAGCAGGGAUUGAAAAAGCAGCCUAUUGACCAAUAUAUUGUUUGAGGUUUUUUGUCUUAUUGUCACAGGAUGUAAGAAAGUGCUUUUCUGCCUUGGAAUAUAUUGGGGCUUUGCUCACCAACGCUUUCAGGCUGGACUAGGCCCACGGAACCUGUGUUUCAUGGGUUGGAUGGGGAACAUAUUGCUGCAUAUGAACUAUUCGUGGGGUGUGUAUCAUCAUGACUUAGCGCAAAGCCUCCCUUCUCAGCACUUGGAAGCAUGCAUGGCAUCAUUCCAUGAAUGUGAGAUGGUACAACACCCUGGCUGCUUCUGCCAUGGGGGUGCACUGCGUGCUGACUGUUUUCUCAUGUUUUUGGUUUAAUUUUCUUCCUGAAAGGCAACUGAUUUCCUAGAAUACAGCCAAAUUCCAUUUUUAAGCAUGCUUUCUACAGAAGGCUUUACAAAACAGGUUUGGUUUUUGUAUGCACAUUUUACUACCUCUGACUCCUCUGCCAGCUAGUGUGGAAGUGGGUGUGCCUCAAGACUUUUACAUGAAAAGACAGUGGUUUGGCAUGGUGAAGUCCUUCUCCAAGUAGACAUCUCAGUAGCAGCAUCCACAACGUGUCUCAAGUUACCUCUUAUAUAGGACUUCUUCAUGUUUUCUUAGUAUCUGAUGUCCCACCAUCAUCCUUGAUAUUUUUUCCUUGAAGCCAGGCUGAGUUCCUUGUAAUUCACAGCAGGAUGCUUUCAGCAGCCUAUUGAGAUGAAUUUACCAUGUUUGAGAAUGAGAAGGUAACAACUAAGUUUAAACACUCAUUAAUUCUAGUAGUUUCCACACGGCCAGGCUAUGGCUAAUUGUACAUAAUGAGCCUUUUGCUUUCAAAGAAAUUCAAUUAAUAUCAGUAUGAUUUCAGUUGGUAUUUCAAAUAUAGCAAAGAAAACACACUGCUUCGUCAACCCCAAGUGAUUAAGGAGCUUCUCUUUCUUUGUGUAAAAAUCAGAGGGUGACAUACAAACCAUUCUUAUUUGUUCAUUGAAAGAGGUCUUUGCUGUGGAGCCAUGUGUGCAAGCCUUAGGUUCCAAAGUCCAUAGUGUGCCCUAAAGGGAAAAAAAAUCAGGCAGAGCUAAAAAAUCACCCUUGAGAAUUCCUUUAGAGUACCUAUAAAUGACAACACCCCUUGUUUCUAUAUGGACUCUUCACAGCCAGUUUCCUUUAGAAGUUGGAGAUGAUCAUGCUUUCCAUUCGCAGUAGAUCAAGUAGUUUUUGUUUUAAACCAGUGCACACAGUUAAAUUGCAUAUGUUAAAUGUAAGCUACAAGCAACUUUAUUGUGACUUGCCUUUUCAAAGUAAUCAAGCCUCAUAUGAUCCAUGCUUUUUUGUUGUCAUUAACUCAGCCAGUCUCCUCUCUCCCUCUCUCUCUCUCAGACUUUAUUAUGCACAUCAUUUGUUCCCUGACCAUAUAUCUCAUUUCUUAGUUAUGCAUAAGUGCUUUUCUUUAACACAGGGAUUGGCAAACUUUUUUGUAAAGAGCCAGAAAGUAAAUAGUUCAGGUUCUGUGGGCUAUAUGGGCUCUGCAGUGGCUCAGCCCUGAUGUGGUAAAGUGGAAGCGGCCAUGGACAACACCUAAAUGAAAGGUCACGGCUGGUUUUCCAAUAAAUCUUUACUACAAAAGCAGGUGGCCUGCCUGGGCUGUAGUUUUCCAACCCCUGCUCUAAUCCUGGACUGAGAGUGUUUGUAUUAAGCUGUGGGCAUGAACUAUCUCAAUUUUCAAUUUUCCAGCCUCUGGGGCUCAGACACGCCAUGCCUUGGCACAGAGUAGACAUUCAAUAAAUAAAUUCAAUGAACAAAUAAAGAGCCAGGCUUAGUCACUGCAUUUCGUCUUUGUAGCUCUGGUUCCUCCAGCCAGUUAAUGAUUCAUUGUCUGAACCACCACCCCACAUUUCCAAACACUCAUGUGGCCUUAAUGUUAGCAGCUGGUGCCCUCUCCUCCAAGAGGUUGUGAUGAUCUGGAUGUAGAGUUAGGCAAAUGCUUCUUUAAGGACAUUGAGAAUAAAAUCUUCUGUAGGAUGUUGAGAUCCUUCUGAGCCAGCAAAAGAGCAUACUCCACCUUCAGAACCUGGUUCUGUGCCUUCUAAAGUUUGUCAGGGCAUCUUCUUUCUCCACAAAUGCUGAGCAUGUACCCUCCCCCUCCCCCUGGCCCCCAGAAUAACCAGGAUAGUCCAGCCCAACUGGGAAAAUAUUAGAGACUGUCUUCAAGCCUUUAAGUGCAAGGAAUAGGUAAAGGUCUGGGAGAUUAGAUAAGCAGAGUUGGGGAUUUCAUCUGAUACCUUCGAUCGCAGAUGGAGAAACUGAGGUUCAGAAAGGUAGAAUCUUUCACAGGGAUAGUGCUGGUUAGCCACUAAGCUGGAGUUGGGAUUUGAGAGCUGCUGUUUUGAGGAUCCUGGGAAAAAAUUUUAACUGGACUGUAAUGUCCCUUUCAGUUUUGCUGUAGAGGAGAAGGGGAGAGACUUUAUGGAUGUGAAAAGGAAAAAAAUCCUGAACUUUGGUGCAUCUUCAUAUUCCUUUUCCAUUCCUCUCCUGCUGAGGCACUGUGGGAAUUUAUCAUGAAAUGCAAGCUUGAUGAUCCAGCCAGAUAAACUAGCCUUUUGCUAUUUUAGUGACUUCAUUCCCCUCCCCAAACCCUGCACAUUUGUUUGCAGUAUUGGACAUGUUUUACCAAUCAACAAAUGUUUACACAAGUAUAUGCAGCUUGUGUAGGGGAAAGGAGACAAAACAUGAAUUUUCUCUGUGUGGAUUUUUGCCUGUUUCUCAUGUUUCUCGUCUCUGGGGUAACCAUUAGGGAAGAUAGACACUGGAUGGGACCCAGAGAAGUGGCUUUUGGUAUAGAUUUAUUUUUGCAUAUGUAUUAAGUUUCAUUUCAUAUUUCCAAAUAAAAUGGUUUCUUUCCUUCCAGUCUCAAAUUUAAAUGUCUCCUAGUAGCAAAGAAGUGGGGGAGCUGACUGAAGGCAGAA
This is a messenger RNA of Pteronotus mesoamericanus, 5915 nucleotides long. RefSeq names its product eukaryotic elongation factor 2 kinase (gene EEF2K). The transcript is spliced from 18 exons. Gene Ontology annotation, molecular function: calmodulin binding; ATP binding; calcium ion binding. The record is from RefSeq and is a predicted model, not a curated record. Bases 530 to 2707 code for a protein of 725 amino acids. Lineage: Eukaryota; Metazoa; Chordata; Mammalia; Chiroptera; Mormoopidae. Gene Ontology annotation, biological process: protein phosphorylation; response to differentiation-inducing factor 1; myosin II filament disassembly.